This is a messenger RNA of Coniophora puteana RWD-64-598 SS2, 952 nucleotides long. Its product is annotated as NAD(P)-binding protein. Lineage: Eukaryota; Fungi; Basidiomycota; Agaricomycetes; Boletales; Coniophoraceae. Bases 63 to 911 code for a protein of 282 amino acids. The record is from RefSeq and is a predicted model, not a curated record. The transcript has 5 exons.
CUUCAGCAGAUAAGCCGCCUCCUCGCCUCUUCACAGACAUCUCCCACUUCACUUCGACAGUCAUGGCCUCUCCAAGGAUCUGGUUCAUCACGGGCGCCUCCUCUGGCUUUGGUAGAUGCAUGACUGAGCUUCUCUUACGCAACGGGGAGAUCGCGAUUGCGACCCUUCGAAAACCCUCUAUGCUGUCGGACCUCGUCGCACAGUAUCCGGCCUCGCAGCUCCUGGUUCUUGAGUUGGACGUCACAAAGAAGUCGGAUGUCGCCGCUGCCUUUACCAAAGCUAAGGAUACGUUCGGGAGGAUUGACGUGGUGUUCAAUAACGCGGGCAUAAUGGCGCUCGGCGAGGUUGAGGCGAUGGAUGACGAGAACGCAAGGCAGAUGUUCGAGGUGAACUUCUGGGGCGCGUCGCAUGUCACCAAGGAGGCAUUGAAGUUCUUCCGGGAGGUGAACAAGCCCAUUGGUGGGAGGCUACUCCAGGUGUCGUCGGGUGCGGGGGUAGGAGCAAGUCCCGGGAACGGGUACUAUUCUGCAACGAAGUUUGCACUCGAGGGUCUAACGGAAGCAGCAAUAAAAGAAGUUGACCCAUCAUGGAACAUCAAGAUCACGAUUGUCGAACCAGGCCCUUUCCGUACACGUAUCAUGAACGAGAACGUUAAGAUCGUCGACCCACACCCUGCCUACUCUGACCCAGAAAUGGCGGGCACCAAGUUCAAAAAGUACAUCACCGGCCCGGCGAGCGGUGACACCGAGAAGGCGGUCCGUGUGAUCGACCGCCUGUCGCGCCUCGAGGACCCUCCGGUCCGGCUACCGCUGCACAGCCUCGUGCUGCAGCGCACGCGGGAUAAGAUAAAGAGCUUCGCGGAGACCGUGGACGAGUAUGGCUCGUGGUGCGAUGACUUGUACUUUGAUUGAGGCUUGAGUUCGUGAUCAAUAAGAGACACAGUUGUGCAUAC